GUAUCAGCCACAGACCCCGAGUGCGGGACCAACUCUCCCGUGACCUAUAAGAUGGCCCGUAUGCAAGCCCCACCAAGAGAGUUCAAGGUUAAUCCAACUACUGGAGAAGUCUGUGUCCAGUCAGAGCUGGACUAUGAAGUCGCCAGCAGUUACCAGUUCCAGGUGGAGGCGACAGACACAGAUGGCUUAUCCACACAAGCCGUGGUGCAGGUGGAAAUCACAGAUUUCAAUGACAACCAGCCCAGAUUUGAACCCAGGGAAUACCCCAUCAAUGUGCUGUUAGGCUCGCCUCCGGCACAGCUGGUUACAGUCCAGGCUCGCGACAGAGACAGUGGCUUGAUAGGAACAGGUGCCAUCUCAGUGAAGAGAAGCCUACCUGAAGGGAUGUACACGCUGAAAGUGCUGGCUACUGACGGAGGAGGUUUGACAUCUCCUGAUCCUGGGCUGGUGACAGUGAGUGUCAUCAGUGGCAACGUCCACCCUCCCAUCUUCACACCGACUAUGUUUAACUUCACUAUCAGUGAGGAUGUUCCGGUGGGAAAGAUGGUUGGUCAGGUGCAGGCCAACAUGGAUGACACAGGCGGAAAUAUGGAGAUCUCCUACUCCAGCCUCUUCCAGACUUUGGAUUGGUUCAACAUCGAUAACCGGACAGGGUCCAUCUUCACCAAGUCCAAACUUGACCGAGAGACAAGUCCCUUUGUGGUCAUUAGUAUCCAGGCUAAAGCGGGUUUCCCUCCUGUUUAUGCUGUAGCUCAGGUAAAUGUCACAAUUCUGGAUGUCAAUGAUAACGAACCAAUUUUUCCUGCAACAACUCUGCAGGUACUGCCCUUAUAUGUGGCUCGAGCACAUGAUAAGGACACUGGGAAUAACGGAACCAUACGUUAUCGGCUUCAUAAUGAGCCAAGUGAUACUUUUACUAUCAAUGAACAAACUGGCCAGUUAAAUCUAACCAGGCAGUUGGAUUAUGAACGACAUCGGGAAUAUUUAUUGUUGGUAGUUGCAGAGGAUUUAGGGACUCCAGUGAGGUUAAGUUCUAAUAUGACCUUGACAGUCAAGGUGAAGGAUAUCAAUGAUAAUCCUCCUAAGUUUGAUCGAGCUGUUUAUGAUUUUUCCGUAGCAGAAAAUGUUCCGAUUGGUCAACCAAUAGACAGGGUCAUAGCUACAGACGAUGAUUCUGAACACAACAAGAGGAUAUCUUUCUCAUUGAAAAAUAACCGAUAUGAUUCCGUGUUUGGGAUCUCCCCCAUUGAAGGCAUCAUCUGGACUCGAGAUGUUUUAGACAGAGAGCUUCGGGAGAUGUAUGAGUUAGUGGUGGAGGCAGUAGACCAUGGGAGUCCAGCUCCAAUGACUGCAACAGCCCAGAUUAGGAUCCUUGUUACGGAUGUUAAUGAUAAUGACCCUGUUUUUACCCGAGAGGAGUAUCGAUUUUCCAUCCGUGAAAAUCUAGAGUCUAGUAGUUUGGUUGGCCAGGUUGUUGCUCAUGAUAAAGACAGCGGAAAAAAUGGACAGCUCCAAUUCUUCUUCGCUGGACCCCAGACUAAUUUUACAAUUAAUUCUGUAAAUGGUGAGAUUCGAACUCAGGUCUCUUUAGAUAGAGAGGUCAUAGCAGAGCAUGUCAUCACAGUGUAUGUGUCUGACAAGGGAGAUAAUCCAAGGACAGCUGUUACUAAAGUCAAGAUCAAGGUGAAAGAUGAUAACGAUAAUGACCCAACGUUCCAGAGACAAGGACCGGUGUCCGUUAGCAUUGCAGAGAACAGACCCAAGGGAACUGAUGCUGUCACACUAGUGGCUGUCGAUCCCGACGAGGGAGAUAAUGGCUUGGUUAGCUAUUUCUUUGAUAAAGAUCGAAGUGAAGCUGCAGCCUUAGCCAGCUUUGAAAUUCAUCCUCGGUCUGGUUUGGUGUCCACUAGAGAAGUCUUGGAUUAUGAAACACAAACCAUAUACCACUUGACGGUUGUGGCCAGGGACAACGGCAAACAGUUCCGGCAGAACUCACAGUCACUGACCAUUUCAGUGCUGGACACGAAUGACCAAGCCCCCUUGUUUCACGCCAGGGAUAUACACUUUGACUGUGUGGAGAACGUUAGCAUCGGGACUGUUGUUGGUCAGGUCAAGGCCACAGACAAGGACUCCGGGGAAAAUGGGAAAGUCAAUUACUAUCUUGUUGGAGGAAACGUCUUCAGCUGCUUCUCUGUUGAUCGUGUGUCAGGCAUCAUUAUCACUGUGAGAGAGGUUGAUUUCGAGGAAGCUUCCUCACACUUUCUCAGUAUUCAGGCUAUAGAUAGCAGCACGGCUUUGCCCAGGAGUAGCAAUAUCAGUGUGACAAUUGAUGUUAUUGAUAUCAACGACAAUGCCCCAGUGUUUGAACAAGACCCAGUUAUCAUUCGGACAGUUGCUGAAAAUACACCCAGAAACCAUAUUGUUCACAAGUUCAAUGCCAGGGACAAGGACUCUGGCAUCAAUGGGACCGUUCGCUAUUCCAUCGAAACAUACUCUGGGCAGGAAGACAAACUUGGCCCAUAUUUUGACAUCAACCGUGAGACGGGAGAAAUGUUUGUUGUAGGAAUCAUUGAUUUCGAGAAGGUUGACCAGAUUUCUGUGAUUGUGAAAGCCGAAGAUGCCUGCCCUUUUAAAAAUCAUGUCCAACAUUCAUUGAUGACAACCAUUGUUUUUGUAACUGAUGUCAAUGACAACCCUCCAGCAUUCGAGUCUACGAGCAACCUGGUAGUCUCUGAGGAAGAGGCUAUUGGCUACAUGAUCCUGGCAAUUGUUGCUGUUGACCCAGAUUCGAACAUUGAUGCUAGUGGUAACAAUGUGGUGAAGUAUCAGAUUGUUUCUGGCAACGAAGAUGGGAAAUUUAUUUUGGGAUCAGAUACAGGCUAUCUCAGUAUCUCUGAUGCCCUGGACCAUGAGAAGCAGACAAAUUACUCACUGAACAUCAGUGCCGAAGACUCGGGCAUGCCCAGGAUGGUCAGCUACCAGCAGUUGCAGAUCAAGGUCACAGACACCAAUGACAAUGCCCCAGUUUUCAACAAGUCUGUCUACCAAGCCAAUGUAUCAGAGAACUCAGCUCCGCAGACUCCCAUCAUCAAGAUUCAAGCAUUGGAUGCUGAUACCGGUGACAAUGGUGCCCUGACCUAUCAGAUCCCCAAUGGAAUUGCUGGCAACAUGUUCACAGUGGAUGCUCAAACUGGUGUACUGAGUACCAAAGUUGCCCUUGACAGGGAAGUCAAGGAUUCUUACACCAAUAAGCUGUAUGUUGUGCAGAUCCCUGAGAACAGGGGUCAGACUUCGGUGCUGACCCUGGCGGCAUCUGAUCGAGACUUGGGAGAGAAUGCUAGAAUUACUUACGCUAUCACAGAUGGUAACGAUGGCAACUUCAGCAUUGACCCACACCACGGGGACAUCACCACAGAGCCACUGGACAGGGAAACCAGAUCCACCUACAACUUGACCAUCACAGCCAGUGACCACGGAACAAACUCACAGUCGGCAACUACGAUUGUCAUUGUCACCGUACUGGAUGAGAAUGAUAACAGUCCUGUGUUUAGUGAAUUGGCGUACAACACCUCUGUGCCAGAAAACACAAAGGAAGGAAGUGUCCUCCUGAAAGUGUCAGCCAAUGACCCAGAUCUGGAACAAAAUGGCCAGGUGAUGUAUUCACUGGGCAACAACACAGAUGGUGUCUUUGAGAUCAACAGCACCACCGGAGAAAUCACCACUAGUGGGGUGUUUGAUAGAGAGAAAGUGGCCAACUACUCGUUUCUGGUGGUUGCAUCAGACAAUGGAGUGUUUGGACCAAGGAACUCCACCAGUCACGUCUUCAUCACCAUCACAGAUAUCAACGACAACCCCCCAGCAUUCGCCCUGGUUCCCUACACCGUCAGUCUCAGCCCGGAUCCUGACUUCGGCAGUAAUGGCCUCAUAGAAUACACACUGCAAGCAAAUACUGGAUCUAAUGACAUCAUGCAGAACAAUUGUGUUUCUUGUGCUUGCUCAGGUGUCAUUGAAAUCACAGUUGGCACUGGAGACAGCAACAUACUUCAGUUCUCUCAGCCGGAGUAUAGUGUUCAGAUUCCAGAGAACUUUGGCAGGGGUAACUCUGUUAUCAACAUCACAGCUAGUUUUGUGUCUGCAUCACAACCGUCGCAGUCCACAGUGUACAGCUUUGCCAAUGGAAAUGAGAACAAAGCUUUCAGGAUUUCUAACAGGACAGUGAAAGUAAGUAACUUCUGUAUGACUGGGCCAUUUAAUGUCACUGUACAUACCUUCUCUGAGAUUGUCAUUUUGUAUAAUCAUGCACUGCACUCCAUAACUCUAGGUCGUGAUGUGGGCUACACUGUUGUAACUGAUGGCAAGCCUGACCAUGUGAGGACGACCUGGUUGGAUAUUUAUGUUGAUGAUGAAAAUGACAACCCUCCAGUGUUUUCUCAGUCUAAUUACGAGGUAGCCCUUCCAGAGCAGACUGGGCCCCAGCAGUCGGUGAUCACAAUCUUGGCCAGUGAUGCAGACUCGGGUCGGAACGCAAAGAUAACCUACAGCAUGGCACCCACGGCUAUCGACAGCUUCUACAUCAACUCUCAGACAGGUACAAUCUACACAAAUCGUACGAUCGCAUUUACUUCGGGGCAGUCCAUCAUCCAGUUGGUGGUCGUUGCAAAAGAUAAUGGGACCGUUGUACAGUCGUCCAUGGUGUCAGUUCACAUACAGAUCACUGACGUCAACAAGUUCACACCGAGGUUCCUGGGACCACCAAAAUAUGUUGCCCACAUCAGGGAGUCAGCCCAGAGAGGCAGCGAAGUCCUCCAAGUGUCUGCAGUAGACGAGGACAACAGCCACCGUGGCGACAAUAUCAACUACACAAUCAUUGGUCCUGGCAGCGAAAUCUUCCUUAUUCGUCAGCGCACUGGUAACAUUUUCGUCAAUGGAGCCAUUGAUUUUGAGGUGAAAAAACAAUAUGACUUAACAGCAGUAGCCACCGAUCGAGGCAUUCCACCAAAGAAUUCUUCAAUUGCUGUUACCAUUUUCGUCGAUGAUGAGAAUGAUAACCCACCAGUGUAUCUGGAAGACAAAUAUUCUAUUACUUUGGAGGAGAAUGCAGAGGCACUAAAGGUGUUUUUAUUUGUCAAUGCUACAGAUGCCGAUUCAGGGGUUAAUGCUGCCAUUAAGUAUUCAAUCACUUCAGGGAACAGUGAAGGCAUCUUCUUGAACCCACACAACGAAGGCGGGCUGAUGAUAAUGGAAGGAAUGCAUCUGGAUUACGAGUCACACCAGUCCCAUCGGUUGAUCAUUCGGGCGGUCGACUGCAAUGGCUGUCCUCCAACAACUCCUCGUCUGUCGUCGUUUGUGACAGUGGACAUCAUUGUCACGGACGUUAAUGAGUUUAAGCCUCGCUUCCCGGUCAAGCAUUACCUGGAGGACAUCCUGGAGGGCUCAGAAGUGGGCAGUGUUGUAUUUCGAAUGGGUUUAGUGACUUACAGCCUCAUGAAUGAGUAUGAUUUUGAUAAAUUCUCUAUAGACACCUUGACUGGGGAAGUUAGUUCCAAGUAUGUUUUUGACUACGAGGCAGAGAAAGCCUUGCAUCUGUAUAAUCUGACCAUCAUUGCCACAGAUGGAGGGCAGUAUUAUGAUAUGGCUGAUGUGACUGUCCGAGUUGUGGACAGAGAUGAGUAUGACCCAGUCCUCGCCGCAGAACAAUAUACCUUUGAGGUGCCUGGUUCUGCCAAAGCAGGGCAUUUCAUUGGUCAGAUUUCUGCUUCUGAUCGAGAUGGAGGAGAGGCAGGCAGACUUGUUUACUCAUUUUUAGAGGCCAGCGAAUACUUUGGUAUUAACCCAUUCACAGGAAACAUUAGUGUUAUAGUCACUCUUCACGAGGACCCGCCCAGACCCCGACAAGGGACGCGACAGAAAAGAACCCUCACAACUGACCAAGAGAUACUCACAAUUAUGGUGUCAUCAGGGCAGACUGGAUCAAGGCGAGAUACUGCCCAGUGUGUUAUCACCAUUGACCGCCUGUGCCCCAAUUGCGCAGCACCUUUGGGCAGUAUUGUGGAUAAAAGUGAUGUUGAGGGCGGAGUCCUAGCUGGAAUUAUCUUAGCUUGUAUAAUUGUUGUCGUGUUAAUUGUUUUGGGCAUUCUCUUUUUGGUCUAUCGACGUAACAACACUGGAAAGUCAGUGCCCAACUACUCCAGUGAUUCCACUCUGGAUUUAGAACCUCCACCGCAGCUUCCAUAUGACAGAUCUGGAUACGCCGACAUCAUCCGGAUCAACUGUCCUCCUGCAAAUAACCAGCUGGUAUCCGAUGUCUCUGAUCAGUCACACAAUUCAGCAUCCAGUGGCCGAGGCUCUGCUGAAGCAGAGGAGGAGGAUGAAGAAAUCAGUAGAAUUAACUCCAACAGUUUUUUACACUCUUCCCAAGCAUUCCGUCAGAAAGCUAUGCCAGACUCUGGCAUACAACACGAUGAUGAAACUUUGUCGGAACCAGCAGUGCAGACCCAUCAGGAGUACCUGGCCAACCUUGGCAUCGAUUCCUCUAAGAUUGGCAAAGUCAAACCUGUGAUAAGAAAUAAUAAUAUUUAUAGUAACAGUAAUAAUAACAGUAAUAAUAAUAAAAAACUUGGGCGAUCGGCUGAAAGUAUGCACCAGUUUUCUGACGAAGGAGGAGGUGAAGGAGGUGUAGAUACCGACCUAGAAAAGUUGACAGAUCUAGAAACUGAUGAUGAAGCUGCAACCCUGGAGGUUCGAACCCAGGGUAUGAGUUUCCAUGAGCCAGAAACUCACAACCUGGGGUCAUUGUCAAAUGUGGUCAACACUGAAGAGGUUAAUGGCGGCUCCUACAACUGGGACUACCUCAUCGACUGGGGCCCUCAAUAUCAGCCCCUGGCUCAUGUUUUCUCAGAAAUAGCCAAGCUGAAAGAUGAAAGCGUCACUCCCAAGAAACAGCCAAUCAAAACAGUUCCUCAGCGCCAGUAUAGCUCAUCCCUAAAGCAGCCUCAGGUGCGGACAGUUCCCCCACCAAUUAUAACUAAUGCUCCUCCUUUGUCAGUUCCUCUGACAACCAAUCAAAACAGUGACAGUUUAACAUACCCACACCACAGCCAUGCAGUCAGAGGAAACAGCCAUCAGCUACAGCAUCAAGGGCACCAACCUCAGGCCCAUCACCAUGGACUCUUCCAUCACAACCACAGCCACCACCCCAGCAACGUGCAACAACAGAUGCCAAAAACUAGUCACAUACCUCAACAUCAUCAGCUAGCCCAACAUCCACCCGCAGCUCACAGCUCCCAGAUGUUUAGCCCUCAUCUCUGCCCCUUCCCCAACACCCGCUCACCACAGCAAGUACGGCAUCAACAAUUCCACACUCCACGAAUGGGCAUCCACCCACACAUCCACCCACCCCCUCCACUGCUGCCACCUCCACCAAUUCCACAACAGCAAACCUCUUCCUCUGGUAGCAGAUCACACCCAAACUCCACUCAUGCGUCCACUAUGAACAUCUCCCUUCCUUCCCUCCCUAGAUCUCCAAUCAGCUACGAGUCUAGUCUCACUUCUGCAGUUAUGACUCCUUCCUUGACGCCAUCACUGUCUCCCCUGGCAACCAGAUCCCCAUCUAUCUCACCUGUGGUCAGCAGUGGUCACAACACACCUGGAAAGUCCAGUUCUAGACAAAACUUGACCCAGAGGUCCUCCAAGGCACAGAGUAUGUCUUCAGGUUCUGAGAGAGAAUUCACUAUAUAG
Candidula unifasciata is the source of this 7737-nucleotide messenger RNA. The record is from the annotation of a GenBank genome assembly. Lineage: Eukaryota; Metazoa; Mollusca; Gastropoda; Stylommatophora; Geomitridae.